GCUAGAAACACCGGGAAUGCGCCGGCCACCAUGGCGGAUGUGUGGCCGGCCGGCCCAGGAGCGGGGACAGAGGAGCCCGGCUUUUGCAGCCGCCGGUUCUCGGGGCCAGCCCUUCUGCCCUGAGCGGGGAUGAAGCUGGGCGGCUCUGCUGCGACCUGCCCAGCUGCGGGAUUCAUUCGCCUCCCUUCCUCGCCCUGCUGCAUCAGCCUGAGCGGGGUCAAGGGGAGGGGGGAGCAAGCGGCCGGCCCCAGCAGAGACCAGCGGGGUGGAAGGGAGGGCCGUGGCGGCGGCAGCUCGAGGGCCCCCCUCCCACGCCUUGCCACGUGCUCGCCCACACAAUGUGGGCGAGCGGGAAACCCAUGGAGAUGGAGGCUGCAGCCCCAGCAGGAAACCCCCCCCCCCCCACACACACACACUCAUUCUGACGUGGAUCCUCCUUUGGUUACGACUGCCGAUGGCCCUACAGAAACCACGGAUGAAGCGAGCGUCAAGGCCGCCGCCAAGCAGGCCGAGGCCCGCCUGGGAGGUGCUGGCCUGAACCUGCUGAUCAACAACGCCGGCGUCAUGCCAGCCUGCACUCUGGAGUCGGCCACCGCCAAGGACAUGCUGGACGUGUACAGCACCAACCUGGUUGGGCCAAUGCUGGUGGCCAAGGAAUUCUUGCCCUUGCUGAAGAAGGCAGCCCAGGCGUCCAAGGAGAAGGGCAUGUGCUGUGGGAAAGCGGCCAUCAUUAACAUGUCCACCAUCCUUGGCUCCAUUGAGAAGACCCCUGAGCAGUAUUUCUUCAUACCAGUUGUCUCCUAUCGCUGCAGCAAGGCCGCGCUGAACAUGCUGACCAAGUGCCAGUCGAUGGGCUACCGAGACGACGGGAUCCUGUGCACGGCCAUCCAUCCUGGCUGGGUGAAGACAGAGCUGGGAAGCGAGCAGGCCGACCUGACUGUGGAGGAGAGCGUGAACGGCAUCAUGAAAACCCUUUGCAGCCUCUCUGAAAAGCAGCACGGGAUCCUGGUGACCUGGGAAGGAAACGUCUUGCCGUGGUGAGAAGAGCAAAUGCAGGCGGAAGGACCACAGGUGGAGGCCUUGAGCAUGGAAGGCUCCCUCUGCGCGGAUUUGUACCAUGAGUCUGAAUGAUGAAUAAAAACAUACCCAGCCA
Hemicordylus capensis (graceful crag lizard) is the source of this 1153-nucleotide messenger RNA. Its product is annotated as C-factor-like. The transcript has 5 exons. The record is from RefSeq and is a predicted model, not a curated record. Lineage: Eukaryota; Metazoa; Chordata; Lepidosauria; Squamata; Cordylidae. The coding region runs from base 130 to 1041 and encodes 303 amino acids.